Messenger RNA from Telopea speciosissima, 3951 nucleotides. Its product is annotated as pentatricopeptide repeat-containing protein At5g15280, mitochondrial. The record is from RefSeq and is a predicted model, not a curated record. The transcript is spliced from 2 exons. Gene Ontology annotation, molecular function: protein binding. The coding region runs from base 33 to 3893 and encodes 1286 amino acids. Lineage: Eukaryota; Viridiplantae; Streptophyta; Magnoliopsida; Proteales; Proteaceae.
GAGAACAGAGUCCUCACAGAUUUACACAAUAGAUGAGAAGAACCCACAAAGUUUUCUUUCAUCAACUGCUCCAAAUCCCAUCCUAUUUCCAUCUAUGUUUGCCAAGGACCAAACUUCUCCAUCUUCAGGUUUGUUCUCUCAUCUCUCACCAAUUGAGCUUUUCUACUGAAGCUGGGUUUCUUAUUUCCGAACCAAAUCACAGACUUGUGUUCGACAAUAAACAUAAACCUUCUUCCACGGAUUGUAAACUAGUCUGCGCCUUCGAGAAACCUACAUCAUCUCUUGGAGACGGAAAACCCAAAACCCAGACAGAUUUACAUUCGACUGCUUGUUCUCGUAUUGUUAGCUCUGUUAUUUUGAGGUGUUCGUACCUUUGGGAGAAAAAGUUCGUGACCUCUGCUGAGGCUUCUCUGCGAGGCCUUCUUCUCAAGCUAACUGAUAUAUUACCUGAAUCAACACGUCGGUUCCUGAGGCUGUCGCCGCUAAAACCCAAAGAUGUACUUGAAAUUUUACAGGGUUUCGAAUCCGAGUGUUGGGAAUCUGCAAUUGAAGCAAGAAAGGUGGAACUUUUAUGGGAAUUGUUCAAGUUGGCAGCGAAACAGAGUAAGGAAUUUAGACAUCUCCCCCAAUCCCACGAGAUCAUGGCCUCCAUGCUUGUCCGAGUUGGGUUGCUUAGAGAGAUCGAAUUGUUGCUUCGAAAAGAGGAACCUCUAUUGUGCAACUCUGAAAUUCUCAGCGCGACGCUUGAAGGGUAUGCUAAGGUCUGGGAUUUAGAGAACUCUAUUUUGAUGUACAAUGAAAUGAGGUCUCGAGGUUUAAUACCGUCUUCAUCAUGUUAUCGGGUUCUACUCGCUAAUUUGGUUCGAAUGAACAAGACUGACCUAGCAUUUCGAGUUUACAAAGACAUGGUAGAGUCUGGGUUUGGACCGUGUGGUGUGGAAGAAACUACUUUUGAGCUCCUUGUUAGAUUACUUUGUAAGGAUGAAAAAAUUCAAGAAGCUCGAAAUCUUGUUAGGAAGUUUACCGCCUUGGGUGUGCAGCCUGGUCGUCUCGUUAUCAAUGAGAUUGCUAAAGGGUACUGCGUAAAGAAGGACUUUGAGGACUUGUUGAGCUUCUUGAGUGAAAUGAAGUGCUUGCCAGAUGCUCCCAUCUGCAAUAAGAUUAUGUAUUCUCUUUGUAGGAAUUUUGGUGCAGAAGAAGCAUACUUAUUCAUGCAGGACCUCAAUUAUUUAGGAUUCAGUCCUGAUGAAAUAACUUUUGGGAUCUUGAUUGGCUGGAGUUGCAGAGUAGGAAAGCUAAAAGAUGUCUUCUUUUAUCUAUCAGAUCUUUUCUCAAGAUCUUUAAGACCUGAUAUACAUUCUUAUAACGCUAUUAUUAGUGGGUUAUUUAAGAAGGGUAUGUGGAAACAUGCUAGGGACAUUCUUGAUGAAAUGCUUGAGAGAGGGAUAACACCAAAUGCAACGACAUUCAGAGUCCUUUUAGCUGGAUAUUGCAAAGCUAGACUAUUUGAUGAAGCAAAGGCGAUUAUUAGGGAGAUGGUGAACCACAAGUUGAUUGAAUUAUCUCCAAUGGAGGAUCCUCUUUCUAAGGCAUUUGUGAUCUUGGGGUUAAACCCAUUGUCUGUGAAAGUGAAGCGGGAUAAUGACGUGGGACUUACAAAAACUGAGUUCUUUGAUGCCCUUGGAAAUGGAUUUUAUUUAGAGACAGACCUUGAAGAGUUUGAGAAGACCGUCAUGAAGAUUCUAGAGGAUUCUUUCAUUCCUGACCUUAACUCACAUGUAUUGAAGGAAUGUAGCCAUGGAAAUGUACGAACUGCACUAAGGGUUAAAGAUGAGAUGGUUCGGUGGGGCCAGGAACUCUCAUUAUGUGCCUACACAACGUUAGUUAAUCACCUCUCUGCAUCACAUUCACAUGUUAAGGCAGCUAUUGGGCUUGUGAAGGAAAUGCCAAAACUGGCUAGUCAUCUAGACCAAACAACUCUAAAUUUGCUUAUCCAGGCAACUAGCAAGAAGGGAUUCACAUGUCAAGGGAGAAGGCUUUUGGAUGGAAUGUUCCGAAGGAACCUACUUAUCCAGAAUGAGACUUUUACAGCUCUAAUUGCAGCCUUAUGCAAAGAAGGGAACGUCAGAGAACUUCAUGAGUGCUGGGAGCUGGCAUGGAUACACAAAUGGUUACCUGAAUUUAAGGAUUGUAAGGUUCUUAUCGGUCACUUAUGCCAACUUGGACAGCUUAGAAAAGCACUUGAGCUUCUUGAAAACAUGCUAGCAACCUACACUGACUCAACUGCUAAUGUUUGCAACAUGUUUCUUGAAGAGCUUUCUAUGAAGGGUUAUGCAAGCAUUGGACAUGUUUUGAUGGAAGAAGUUUUAGGGCAGGGCUGGGUCUUGGAUCAAGCAGCUUAUAACCAUCUUAUAAGGGGGUUCUGUACGGAGAAAAAAUUUAGUGAAGCCUUUUGGGUACUUGAUGCCAUGCUGGGAAAGAACAUGAUCCCCUGUGUGGAUGUCUGUAGUCUGUUAAUUCCUCAACUGAUUAGGUUUCACAGAAUGGAGAAAGUGAUGGCUCUGAAGGAGAUGAUAUUCAGUGAGAAAGCAACAGCGUGUCUUUCUGUCUACGGUGCUAUACUCAAAGGGUUCUGUAAGAUAGGGAAAGUUGGGGAGGCAACCCUCCAAUUCAAAAAAAUGUUGGCAAAGGGUGUACAACCAGACCCGGAAACUUAUAAUCUGAUGGUUCUAGGGCAUUGUGGAAUUAACAAUUUGAGAGGAGCACUGGAGUUUAUAGCUAGCAUGACAAGAAAUAAUUUUAGCCUCUCGAUCUCAAGUUACUGUAAUCUGGUGUGCUGCAUGUGUAUGGAGGGUAGGGUGCUCUACGCAUUGAGGAUGAAAGAGUGUAUGCUAAGAGUAACCAAUUGUCCUAUCCUUGUAGUUUAUAACAUUCUGAUAUACCAUCUUUUUAAUUCAGGAAAUAGUACACUUGUGAUAACAGUUUUACAUGAAAUGCAUGGGAAGGGCUUGCUACUUGAUGAAGUAUCUUAUAACUUUCUUGUGAAUGGCUAUUUGAAGUGUAAAGAUGUCUCUAGUUCUGAGAAGGCUCUGAAGACUAUGAUUGACAAGGAUCUAAGACCAAAUAAUCGCAGCCUUGGAAGUAUAAUCAGGCACCUUUGUAAUGAAGGGGAGCUUGAUAAAGCAUUGGAGAUGAGUACUGUGAUGGAGUUAAGGAGCUGGGUGCACAGUUCAGUUGUCCAAAAUGCAAUUGCAGUGGGUCUUCUUACUCAUGGUAGGCUUCAAGAAGCAGAAGAUUUUUUGGAUAGGAUGAAGCAUAAAGGCCUGAUUCCCCAUAGCAUCUGCUAUGACUUGCUUCUUAAAGCAUUUUGUUCUUAUGGAAGACUGAACAAGGCAGUUGAUCUUAUGAAUAUAAUGCUGAUGAAAGGAAACAUUCCAAGUCCUUCCAGUUACGAUUUUGUCAUACAGAGUCUUUGUGCCUGCAAAGCUUUCAACCAAGCUCUUGAUUUCCAUGCUGAGAUGUUGGAUAGGAAACUUGAACCAAGCGUAAAUACGUGGGAUGCUCUUGUCAGUGGACUUUGUAGAGAUGGUCAAAUGGCCCAAGCACAAAUGCUAUUGGAUUCCAUGCUUCAGCUUGGUCAAUGUCCAACCCAGAAAAUGUACCAGUCUCUGAUUAAAUAUUGUUUGGAAAACCAUCCAAGCAAGGCAUCAGAACUUUUACAUAAGAUGCAACAAAAUGGAUAUGUUCCAGAUUUCGAGAUUCACUGGUCCCUCAUAAGCAAUCUAGGAAAUUCCAUUGACAAUGACAGUAGUGAAAGGGGUGGUUUUCUGUCACAACUUCUUUCACGGAGUGGCUUUACUGGGAAGAAAGAUCCAAAGGCUAGAAUGGGUUAGUACAAUGCCAGCACUGAAAAAUUCAGAGUUGAUGCCAGAUGAAAAAUGCUUGGCUUGC